CAAUCAUCUUCCUUCAUAUCGUAUCGUGUUGGAGAGUUGCAGCGUCUGGUGCCUGCACUACUGGUAGUGCUUGCGAAGGCAAACAUGGUGGGAUUGCCGGAAACCGAUGGACCAGGAGAGAUCCUGUCCGACGCCUGGGACUACAAGGGCCGCCCUGCAAUCCGUUCCCGGAGCGGCGGCUGGACCAGUGCUGCCAUGAUCCUAGUGGUGGAGCUGAACGAGAGGUUGACGACGCUGGGCAUCGCGGUGAACCUGGUGACGUACUUGAGGGGCACCAUGCACCUGGGCACUGCCGUCUCCGCUAACACCGUCACCAACUUCAUGGGCACCUCCUUCAUGCUCUGCCUCCUCGGCGGCUUCAUUGCGGACACCUUCCUCGGCCGCUACCUCACCAUCGCCAUCUUCGCCGCCGUCCAAGCUUCCGGAGUGACGAUCCUGACCAUCUCGACCGUUGUGCGGGGGCUGCGCCCGCCUGCAUGCUCCGACCUGGCCGCCGGAGGCUGCGUCAAGGCCUCCGGGACGCAGCUGGCGGUGCUUUACCUGGCGCUUUACCUGACGGCGCUCGGCACCGGGGGGCUCAAAUCGAGCGUGUCCGGGUUCGGGUCGGACCAGUUCGACGAGACCAACCGCAGGGAGAAGGUGCAGAUGAUGAAGUUCUUCAACUGGUUCUUCUUCUUCAUCAGCCUCGGCUCGCUGGUCGCCGUGACGGUGCUGGUGUACAUCCAGGACAACCUGGGCCGGCAGUGGGGGUACGGGCUGUGUGCCGCGGCCAUCGGCCUAGGGCUUGUCCUCUUCCUGUCCGGGACCAGGAGGUACAGGUUCAAGAAGCUGGUGGGGAGCCCUCUGACGCAGAUAGCGGCCGUGAUGGUGGCGGCGUGGAGGAAGAGAGGCCUGGAGUUGCCGUCCGAUCCUUCGGUGCUGCAUGACAUCGACGAGAAGCAGACGGCAGCGCCGGGAGCGGAGAAGGGAUCAAAGAAGAGCAGCGCAAAGCAGAGGCUGCCUCGCACCAAGCAGUUCCGCUGCCUGGAUAGGGCAGCGAUCGACGUCAACCUUUCGACGGCGAAGCCCACCAAGUGGCAGCUCGCGACCCUGACGGAUGUGGAGGAAGUGAAGAUAGUGAUCCGGAUGCUCCCCAUUUGGGCCACCACCAUCAUGUUCUGGACCGUGUACGCCCAGAUGACCACCUUCUCCGUGUCACAAGCCACCACCAUGGACCGCCGCAUCGGCCGCUCAUUCCGGAUCCCGCCAGGCUCCCUCACCGUCUUCUUCGUCGGCUCCAUCCUCCUCACCGUGCCUGUCUACGACCGCGUCGUCGUCCCCGUCACCCGCCGCUUCACCGGAAACCCCCACGGUCUCACCUCACUGCAGCGCAUGGGGGUCGGCCUCGUGAUGUCCAUCCUGGCCAUGGUCGCCGCCGCCCUCAUCGAGAUCAAGCGCCUCCGGGUGGCGCGAGCGAACCCGGCGUCGAUGGAGAAGGGUGCCACCGUCCCCGUGAGCGUCUUCUGGCUUGUCCCGCAGUUCUUCCUCGUGGGGUCCGGCGAGGCCUUCACGUACAUCGGCCAGCUCGACUUCUUCUUGAGGGAGUGCCCCAAGGGGAUGAAGACCAUGAGCACCGGGCUGUUCCUGAGCACACUGUCGCUGGGCUUCUUCGUCAGCUCCGUGCUGGUGUCGGUGGUGCACAAGGUGACGGGGGAGAGCGGCCACGGUGGCUGGCUCACCGACAACCUCAACCGCGGCAAGCUCUACAACUUCUACUGGCUAGUCGCGGUGCUGGGCUCCGUGAACCUGGUGCUCUAUCUGGUAGCGGCCAAGUGGUACGUGUACAAGGAGCAGCGAGCGGUGGUGGACGACGACAGCAUGGCCGGGGUGGAGCUGACAGAGGAAGCGUGUUGCCAUGCAUGAGAUGUAUUACAGCAUGAAACUUAUGUAGUUGCUAUUGCAAGUGAUCCAACGCUACUCUUCUUAUGCUC
Messenger RNA from Musa acuminata AAA Group (dessert banana), 1970 nucleotides. RefSeq names its product protein NRT1/ PTR FAMILY 6.3-like. Bases 85 to 1902 code for a protein of 605 amino acids. The record is from RefSeq and is a predicted model, not a curated record. NCBI's taxonomy places the organism in Eukaryota, Viridiplantae, Streptophyta, Magnoliopsida, Zingiberales, Musaceae. Gene Ontology annotation, molecular function: nitrate transmembrane transporter activity. Gene Ontology annotation, biological process: oligopeptide transport; response to nitrate; transmembrane transport. Gene Ontology annotation, cellular component: membrane. The transcript is spliced from 4 exons.